AUGGGGAGAGAUCGAAGGCAACGGGAUGGGAAGGGAGACUGCAGAGGCAACGGGACAGGAGAGGAGAGCGCGAUGGCGUGGGAGGGGAAGGGAGAAACGAGGCCCCUCCGCGGCCCUGCCCAGCCCCUCGAUGGCCCCGCUUCGGCCCCUUUACGGCCCCUCAACGGCCCCUUUACGACCCCGUCGCCUCCUGCGGCCCCAUCGCCCACUGCGGCCCCGUCGCCACCUGCGGCCCCGCCCACCCUUGCGGCCCCGUCGCCCACCUCGGCCCCGUCGCCACCUGCGGCCCCGCCCACCCUUGCGGCCCCGUCGCCCACUUCUACCCCGUCGCCACCUGCGGCCCCGCCCACCCUUGCCGCCCCGUCGCCCACUUCGGCCCCGCCGCCACCUAAGGCCCCGCCGCCACCUGCGGCCUCGCCGACACCUGCGGCCCCGCCGCCCAGCGCCCGCAGCGCCGAGCAGCCGAACCGCCGGCCAGAUGAGCCGCCCAGCAGCCGAGCCGCCCAGCAGCCGAGAUGCCCGACAGUGGACUUUGAGGUCUGGGUAGAUGAUCUGCAGCUUUUCCUGCAGUGCGAUAGGGCAGACGGCCUCUCCCUGUUUGACCUCACUUCUGGUGCCUCCCCUGCCCCUGCUGCUGAUGCUGACGCCACUCUUCGCUCACAGUGGGCCACACGUGAUGCUGCUGCUCGCCUUGCUGUGUGCCGCCACUUACUGACCACUGAGCGUGCACACUUUAGCCAGUACAAGAGUGCUCAGACCUUGUACGACGUUGUAGUUGCACGCUACUCUUCCCCUGCCACUUCUGCACUGAGCCGCCUCAUGCUGCCGUACCUCUUCCCUGACCUUGUUGCCUUUCCCACUGUCGCUGACCUCAUUACGCACCUCCGCACUAGUGACACUCGCUACCGCGCUGCGCAUCCUGCUGAGGACCACUUCCUCUCUGUUUGCCCCACCACUCUCACCGUUGACCUCCUCGAGAAGGCCCUCCUAGCGAUAGAGAAGAGCAUAGUCGCUGUAGGAGCCUCUCGUGGUGACCCUCGCACCCCCGUCUUUGAGGGGUGUUCUCCCUCCCCCCUCUUGCCCUCUGUUGCCUCUUCUGUUGCGGCCGACCUCGUUGGUUUCGAGUCGGUCAGCGCUACUCUACCCCGAGCGAGAAACGCAGCACCGGCAAGGGCAAGGGGGGCAAGGGCACUGGAGGGGGUGGAGGGGGCGGUGGAGGUGGUGGUGGAGGCGGUGGAGGGAGUGGGGGUGGUGGUGGGAGUGGUGCCGGGGCUGGCGGCGGCGGCGACAGCAGUGGAGGAGGCGGAGGCGGUGGAGGUGGCGGAGGGAGCGGAGGAGGCGGAGGUAGUGGAGGAGGCGGAGGUGGAGGAGACGGCGGAGGCGGCAGAGGUAGCGGCGGCGGCGGAGGCGGCGGUGGUGGAGGGAGUCGCGACUCUGCGCAAAGGACUGGCGCCGGUGGUGCGCGGUGGGGGUUUUGGUCCCUGCUCUUACGUCCUCCGUACCGGUGACCGCGCUGGUGAGCAGUGCGGAGGCCCGCACUCCACCCAGCGCUACUUUGGUCGCCUGACGGACGCGUGGCGUCGCCAGUUCCCUGAGGCGUCAGAGAUCCCUCGCUGGGGAGAUCUGGCUAAGGCCGGGGUUGCUAUCUUUGAUCUUGACUUUCAUGCUAUCCUUGCUGCCAUGUAUGCUGUUGAUACUAGUCUUGAGGGUGCCUGUUACCUGUGUGUACCGCCUGACCCGGGCAUCAAGGCCGCUGCUCUAGGUGCUGGUGAGACUACUGCUCUAGGUGCUAGUGCGUCUGCUGCCCCAGAUGCUAGUGCGUCUGCUGCCCCAGGUGCUGGUGAGUCUGCUCUCUCAGGUACUACGUAG
This is a messenger RNA of Closterium sp. NIES-65, 1869 nucleotides long. Lineage: Eukaryota; Viridiplantae; Streptophyta; Zygnematophyceae; Desmidiales; Closteriaceae. The record is from the annotation of a GenBank genome assembly.